AUGGGUCACAUCAUCGGUCUGGGCCAACAUGAGCCUGGAUUUGGCACCGGGUGUACGGACUUGGAAUCCAUCGAGAGGCGAAACAUAUGGUGGGGUUUGAUCAUUCUAGAAAGACAAAUUCUCGUCGAAGAUGGAAGCCGAUUGAAAUAUUCAAGAACGAUCUUUCCCUCGAAUGAUGUUUUUUUACCUUCACUGCUCGACGGCCUGGACGAAGAUGGAUGUGAACGGGAUGAAUGCCCCUCACUCAUCCUGCCUAUCGUGCGUAGCAGUAAUAUCAACGCGUUCGGCCGCCAGGGUCAGGUAGCGCACCUUCUCGAACAAAUGAUGUCCGUGCUCACGAACAAGGAUGAAGACGAUGUCAAAAUUUCAACACUGAGAAAUAUCGAUAACGAUAUACAGCAAUUACUCGCCAUCACAAUGAGCGAGUAUCGAGGGCCUGGAUCUCAUUGUGGGGCUAACGCGACUGCCUUGAGGUUGGUGCAUUCUCUAGAUGUUGUCGAUGAGGUGAAGGAUUUGACACGAGACAGGACACUUUACCUCAUUCAUCAAGCAAUCUUCGAAAUAUCAACUAAGAGUACGAUGGCGAAGCCCGUAAAUGCACUGAAUUCCGAGGGUUCCUGCGCUGCCAUGGAUGCGGUUGUCAACAUGAUGACCGACGUCGCUAAAGACCACUUGAUGAAAAUUACAAAUAUCGAUCGACUUCCGCCUUAUGCGUGCUACAACUUUGAGCUGUGCAUAAAGCAUCUAGAAUCCCGUGAGAGCUACUCGGAGCACGAUUCACAUUCAAAUGGCAGUUUGAGCGAUUUGAAACAAAUGGUGGGCGCUUUUCGGCGAAGAUGGCCAAAGCGAGGCAGUACCACUUUGUGA
Molecule: messenger RNA, 867 nt
Organism: Fonsecaea erecta
Lineage: Eukaryota; Fungi; Ascomycota; Eurotiomycetes; Chaetothyriales; Herpotrichiellaceae
Exons: 2
Coding region: 1-867 (288 amino acids)
Source: RefSeq, a predicted model, not a curated record